AUGGCGCUUUUCGAGCACGUGAAUUUAGUCUAUGGAACCGUCAGUGAAUUCUGCACGAUGAGUGGUUGCCCUGAUAUGACAGGACCAGGAACGAGGACAUAUUUGUGGUUUGAUGAGAAAGGAAAGAAAACCAAAGUCCCUGCUCCUCAAUAUAUAGAUUUUGUGAUGACAUUUAUCCAACGAAGUGUUGCUGAUGAAGCUGUGUUUCCCACCAAAUACGGAAGAGAUUUUCCCACAUCGUUUGAGGUGAUCUGUCGCAAAAUCCUUCGGCUGCUGUUCCAUGUUGUGGCGCACCUGUACGCUGCCCACUUCCGUGAGGUGGCCCUGCUCGGCCUGCACGCCCACCUCAAUCUGACGUUUGCGCAUCUCACGGCGUUGCACAGGCGAUUCAGUCUAAUUGAAGCCAAAGAAACCGAAGUGCUGCGCGACUUAGAACUCGCCCUACGACUAUCAGAAGACGCCAAUUCAACGCCCAACAAUAGUAGCGCGGCCACCACCAGCAACGACACACAUGCUGCCGUUGGUGAUGGCGUGUGUUCGAAUCAAAAGUCAGGAACGUCGUCGACAACCGCUUCUCUGACGUGCAUCAAUGCCACCUGGGAUGGACACCAUCCUGCUUCGGGAGAUGAUGUCGUUUCUAAUGAAAGAUCGAACAGUGAUGAUUGUCCGACUUCUGCAUAGUAGCAGGCUGAUGGGUUGCGACAGCUGAUUAACAUCAUUGCUAAUUCGGCAGAAUGUUGUGGACAUUUUCGUAUCGCCUGAGAAAUUUUCUGUGUGGUCUCACUAAAGAUAUAAAUCAAAAUCAUAUAGCAGUUUCAUUAAAACAAUAAGUGAUUUGUUACAUUAUACAGGAUAAAAGAUGGACUGAUGAAUUGGUACAAUUUGUUGUACAAUUACUAAGGUACUAGUUACCUUAAUUUGAUAUAUUGAGGUUGUUUUUAAUUUUCAUUUGUAUGUAGUAUUUAUUUAAAAAUCUUUGAUAGUGUACAAGAGUGGCAGAGUUAAUUUUAGUUUAGUGGACUGGUUUUGUUGCUAGACAUAUUAGUGGAGAUAAUUGAUUUUAUUAGUAUAUCGAAUUUUAUUUAGCAAAUUAACAAUUAGUAGUUUUAAAAUAAAAACAUAUUUUAUAACAUUAGAUUUGCUGCUGUACAAAAAACCGUGAUGAUAUAUACCUUAAAUUCAUCAAAUAUGUUUGGCAACAAUAUUUCGAUUUUAAUGUUAUAUUUUAUCUCACAAUUUUUUAAUGACCAGUGAUGCACUCGGGACUGGAGGUCUGUGAUCAUGUCAAUGUUUGAAUUUAAAAAAUAUGUAACACAAGUCUUGUUUGUAUCAUUGUAAUUUGUAUAUAGUUUAUUUAAUUUUCUAAAACUAAUUAAUUUUAUAAUAACUCCUCAUUAAAGUAUUCAAUCUAGCUUUCUAAUAAUAAAUGCCUAGUAUUGUUUUCAUUUGUCUUGUAAAUUAUGUUUAUUAUAGCUGGCAUUGUGAUUUUCCUUAAUUUUCUUGUUUGUUGACUUAGUUUGUAUAUUUUAGUUGAGAGAUAAUUGAUAAAAGUACUAAACACGCUAGUAAAAUAAAUUUAUUAGAGGUUUAUGAAGAUAGUUAU
Molecule: messenger RNA, 1603 nt
Organism: Ctenocephalides felis (cat flea)
Lineage: Eukaryota; Metazoa; Arthropoda; Insecta; Siphonaptera; Pulicidae
Product: MOB kinase activator-like 2
Exons: 5
Coding region: 1-681 (226 amino acids)
Biological process (GO): positive regulation of protein phosphorylation; signal transduction
Cellular component (GO): nucleus; cytoplasm
Molecular function (GO): protein kinase activator activity
Source: RefSeq, a predicted model, not a curated record